UACGAUCGCCCCAGCCUGCACCAGUUGUAUUUUCACUUCGAACUUUUCUUUCACAAACUUUACUUGAGAAGGAAGAAGGAAGAGCAGCGGUUGUAUAACAUGUAGUAUGGCCCUCUUGAAGGUCGGCGUACUAACUGUCAGUGACAGAUGUUCCCGUGGCGAAGCGGAGGACACGAGCGGGCCGAAUCUAGUCAAGCUGAUUCGCGAGGAGUUUGAAGAUGUGGAGACAGCACCCCAGUGCGUUCCAGACAAUCAAGACACGAUUGCGGCAGCGCUACGUUCGAUGUGUGACCGGCAAAAGAUGCGCAUUGUUUUGACCACCGGUGGAACUGGCUUAUCCAGCCGCGACGUCACUCCAGAGGCCACCAGAAGUGUUGUGGAGCGCCUGGCACCUGGCAUCAGCACAGCAAUGACAGUCAAGUCACUGGACAUUACACCAAUGGCCAUGCUUUCCAGGGCUGUGUGCGGCAUUCGCGGUAGCACUCUGAUUUGUAACCUGCCCGGUAGCAAGAAAGCAGCGGCUGAAUGCUUUGACAUUAUCAGACCAGCUCUGCAACAUGCGAAUGACCUACUGGUGGACAACACUGCUGCAGUAACAGACACCCAUGCUGCACUAGCUGGCCAUAGCAUGGAACAUCAUCGCACGCAUGAUGGCCAUCACCAUGGUGAACAUGGUCGUCAUCACCAUGGUGAACAUGGUCGCCAUCACCAUGGUGAACAUGGCCAUCACCAUGGUGAACAUGAUCGCCAUCACCAGGGUGAACAUGGUCAUCACCAUGGUGAACAUGGCCAUCAUCAUGGCGAACAUGGUCAUCGUCAUGGGGAGCAUGGCCACCAUCAUGGUGGUCACGGCCACAAGCAUGGUGAGCCCAGCCAUCACCACGGCGAUCACCACAGUGAUGCUACGGGUGCUCAUCAGUAUGAGCACGGCCAUCGUCAUCAUCACCAGCACAAUCGCCAUGACGAUCCCCACGGUCGGCACCAUCAUCAUGAACACGGCCAUCAUCAUCACCAGCAUCAUGGUCACCACGGUAGUGAUGCUGAUAGUGGUAUUGCCAUUGGUGGUGGUAGUGCUGCUGCUGCUGGUGCUGCUGCUGCUGGUGCUGCUGCUGCUGCUGGUGGUCAUCGUACUCACCACCAUGACUGCCCACACCGCAGCAAGCAAGCAGGUGCUGUGCCUGUGCAGGCCAGUGGCCGUGUGGCACGUCGUGAGCGCUCCUCGCCGUUCCCCAUGAUCCCGAUGGACGAGGCAAUGUCCAGCGUGAUGACCAAAGCCACUCGCCUUGCACCGGUGUCCUUGCCAAUAGCAGACGCUCUUGGCUGUGUUCUGGCAGUGGAUGUUCAUGCCCGUGAUGCUCUGCCACCAUUCCCCGCAUCGGUAAAGGACGGCUAUGCAGUCAUUGCUGCGGACGGCAGCGGGGAGAGGAAAGUCGUCGGACCCGUCAUAGCUGGUGAUUCCCCUCAUGUGACGUUGAGCAGUAGUGAAGUUGCUCGGAUCAGCACUGGUGCAUGUUUGCCGGAAGGCGCUGAUGCAGUCGUGCAGGUGGAAGACACAGAGCUUGUGGAGGAUGCCGAUGAUGGCCGGGUGGAAGUAGUUGUUAAGAUUUGCACCUCGGUCGAUGUUGGCAAUGAUGUAAGGCCGGUGGGUUUCGACAUUGCCCAAGGCGAGCGUGUCCUGACAGCGGGCUGUACGCUGGGUUCAGCCGAGAUUGGCCUACUGGCCAGCAUUGGUGUGGCUCAGGUUGAUGUUCACCGCAAACCAGUUGUUGGUGUCCUCUCGACUGGAAACGAGCUGUGCGAUCCGGCCACUGACACGUUGCCCGGUGGUCAUAUCCGUGACAGCAAUCGAGCCAUGCUCAUGGCAGCUGUGCGGGAGAAAGGAUUCACGGCGUUGGACCUGGGUAUUGCCAAGGACAGCUUAGAAGCGCUCGGUGAGACCAUACGUGCAGCUCUGGAGCAAGUCGACGUGCUUGUCACCUCCGGCGGUGUUUCAAUGGGAGAAAAGGACUUGCUGAAAGCUGUGUUGACGAGCACGUUUGGAGGCACGCUGCACUUCGGCCGCGUGCAUAUGAAGCCAGGGAAACCAACAACGUUCGUCACCAUCCCGGCCAAGGAUGACCGAGCAGAGAAGUUGGUGUUUGCCUUGCCUGGUAAUCCUGUCUCGGCCCUGGUCACGUUCCACUUGUUCACCGUGCCCGCUCUCCGCUGCAUGUCUGGACUAGCACGGCCGACACUACCCUGUAUACACGUCAAGUUGUCACACCGGGUCACACUUGACCCUCGCCCCGAAUAUCAGCGUUGUGUUGUCCGCUUCAGCACAGCGUCGGCAUCAGCGGCCAAUGGCCAGGGCCAUAGUUCGCCCUAUCCCGAGGUUUCCACCACCGGCAGCCAGUGCAGUAGUCGUUUGCUAAGCAUGCGCAGUGCCAACGCCCUUCUUUGCCUGCCGCCACGCUCGGCUGAAGUGACUGAACUCAGCCCGGGCAGCAUUGUUCAAGCUCUCUUAAUUGGAGAGCUGUAAAGAACUUUAUCGUGAGAAAUUUACACGUUCCAGUGCCAUGCAAGAACUUUUGUCAUAAUAAAAUCUGGCCUUUUAGAUCUAUUAGUGCUGUUGUUUCUUAACCCUGUUUGUAGGUCUGCUGGCAGACUAGUACAAUGUAGUAUGGAGGUUUGCAUGCUAUUUUGUUAAUUUUGUUUUUACUCCUCACCCAAGGCUAGUAGUGCAACCUUUGCAGUCCACUCUCAAGCGCACACCAGUUGGCUACCGACCGAUAUUCAUUGUUAGUUCGCAGAGGUAUGCCGGAUUGUAGGAGUUAUUCCCUUGGAUGAUUGUAGUGACUUUACUUCCUUUACGCGUGGGGUUGCGUUUUUUGCCCAUCUUGCCAAAUUUCAAAUCUAGUAUUCUGCGAACUCC
Sycon ciliatum is the source of this 2911-nucleotide messenger RNA. Its product is annotated as gephyrin-like. Gene Ontology annotation, cellular component: cytosol; cytoplasm. Bases 107 to 2518 code for a protein of 803 amino acids. Gene Ontology annotation, molecular function: molybdopterin molybdotransferase activity. Gene Ontology annotation, biological process: Mo-molybdopterin cofactor biosynthetic process; molybdenum incorporation into molybdenum-molybdopterin complex. The record is from RefSeq and is a predicted model, not a curated record. Lineage: Eukaryota; Metazoa; Porifera; Calcarea; Leucosolenida; Sycettidae. The transcript is spliced from 22 exons.